AAGCGAAGAAAUCAAGCGAGUCUAUGAAGGCCAAGGAAUUCCGGGAGAAGAGAAUGAAGAAGGAAGUCAAGCUGAACAAGCUGGCAUCUAUCUCCGGCGGUGCUACAGGCGGCUUCUCCGGAGCAGGAAAACCGAACGCGCCCUUCAACUGCCACAACUGCAACAAGCCGGGGCACAGGGCCGCCGACUGCCCACAGCGACAAGGAGGCAAGCGGAAGUCGUUUGAUAGAUCACGAUGAACCUCUGUCUGACCAAGCGUGCUUUUUCAUUUACAAGAUACCCCUCAUGCCCGGAUUUGGCUUGCUUACCGGUUCUUCUAUUUCUGCUUUGCGAAGUGGGAGCGAGAUUCUUGUCGGCCUCACGGCAGGCUCCCGCCUUGCGAGAGAUCACGGAGGAAAUAGGUUAUGGGAUUGACGAAAGAAUCCUGCUGAGCGGAUAUUCGAUCAACACAACACGUAGUUACGUACUGCCUCCCUCGCCGGGCUACGAAAGCCCGGAAUGGGCCGGCAACCUUAAUGAAAAAGAAAUGACCACCAACCCCAUCUUCUGUGUCGCCGCGCAUGCGAUAUGGCCGAACAAUGGCCUGGAUAUCGACGGACUGACUCGGUCUGGUCAAGCUACAUGUGAUGAGCUCCAGACGCAGAUGAACUCGAAUGAUAGACGGCAUGAGCUGGCUCCAGAGCCAGGUACCAGGCUAUACACAGCUGCCUUGCCGUCUGAACAUAAACAAGAAGUCAAGGGCCGCGGAACAAGCGCGUUUGCCCGGCUUGGGACACAAUAUGCUCCCUUCAUUAAUCAUCUUUUUGGGGAUGGCAGCCGAGCGAAACAUCCACAACUGCCGAUGAUCAGACUAACAGAAACCCUGUCGACACGUUUCCCCUACAUCUCGAUGAGAAUCUCAUGCAUCGGCCUACCUUUCGUCUCUUAGCCUCCUCGGACACGGGAAAGAAGCCCGCAUGUGAA
Molecule: messenger RNA, 963 nt
Organism: Colletotrichum acutatum
Lineage: Eukaryota; Fungi; Ascomycota; Sordariomycetes; Glomerellales; Glomerellaceae
Exons: 1
Coding region: 236-928 (230 amino acids)
Source: RefSeq, a predicted model, not a curated record